CUCAUCAACAAGCCUUCCAAAUCUCCCUCCCUCUCCCCCUUCUACACUCUCUCCACAUCCUCCCAACCCUUUCCUCCCUCCUCAGCCAUGUCUGACUACACAAACAAUCUCAAGCUUCCUUCUCCCUUCUCCUUCACAGAAAUUGCCCAUUUUGCAGAGCUCGGUGAGAAUGCCAUGGAAAAUCCAAGCCCACACUUCACACCAGAAGCCUUCAGCUUUCCUUUAGUCCAUAAUCUUCCAAACUUUUUACCACAUGAUCAUCACAAACCUGUCUCAGAACCUGCAACCGAUAACAAGAGGAAGCAAUCAACUGCAAACCAUUUGGAAGAAGAAGAGAACUCUAAAAGAAGGAAGGAAGGUUUGAAAGAGAGUGCAAGGAGUAGGAAUUCAGAUGGAGGAGAGAAACAGAAGGAGGUGGUUCAUGUGAGGGCCAGAAGAGGCCAAGCUACUGACAGCCAUAGCUUAGCUGAAAGGGUGAGAAGAGAGAGAAUAAAUGAGAAGAUGAGAUGCUUACAAGAUCUAGUUCCUGGCUGCUAUAAGGUACAUAACUACCUAUUUAUAGUGCACUUCAUUUGA
Molecule: messenger RNA, 576 nt
Organism: Phalaenopsis equestris
Lineage: Eukaryota; Viridiplantae; Streptophyta; Magnoliopsida; Asparagales; Orchidaceae
Product: transcription factor bHLH75-like
Exons: 3
Coding region: 88-576 (162 amino acids)
Biological process (GO): regulation of DNA-templated transcription
Cellular component (GO): nucleus
Molecular function (GO): DNA-binding transcription factor activity; protein dimerization activity
Source: RefSeq, a predicted model, not a curated record